CUCGAUCACUAAUGUUUUGUUUUGUGGGGAUGCGCAGGUGAUCGUUCGGAUGAUUAAUGCGAAGGACUCGGCGCACGCGGUGGGCGGAGCUCUCCUGCAAGAGAUUCAGGUGUUUCAGGCUUCUUUCCUUCGUGCAACGUUCCAUUUCGCUCCCCCUAGGUAUAAUAGGGCUGCCCAUUUCGUGGCAAGACAAGCCCUUGGAGCGAUGGUGCAGACACUUGUCGACCAUCGUGUUUUAUUUAUUUAAUUUUCCUAGCCUGGUCUUAGGAGGCCUUGUAUUUUGUCGUAUAUUUGCUGCUUCUCUCUCGGGAUAACUUUGGCAAAAAAAAAAUACCGCAGUUAAAAAUAUUAACAAAAAACAAAAAUAAAAACAAAACUGAAUAAUAAUGAUGAUGAUAAGCUGUUGUUUUGUUGCCACAUGUGAAUGAUGAAAUCUCUAACAUUUCGUUUCCUUACCUUUUUUUUUACAAAGGAUUUACUUGUAUUGCUCUUUGAAAGAAAAGUUACAAGGGAAGCCAAACAAAGAAGCCCAGAAAAGAUCAAGGCAAGCCAAACACAAGCACACGAUUGUACAAUCUGUGUUAAAGAAAUACAAAAAGAGAAGAACAGAACACAUAAAAGAACAACCCAAAACAUCAGCAACACUUGAAUCAGAUCCAGAAGACACCGAAAGCUCCCUUGCAAAACAAAGCAAUCAAAGAGCACCAAGCAUAAUCAGCUCGUCCGAUCCGACCGAGUCCUUGACAAUUGAAUACAUCUCCAAAGGCCGCCUCCUGGGAGUCGCUCGAAGACGCUCAACACAGUGAAUCUCUUGUGAGGGAUUAUAUGGAGGUGGAAAGGGUAGAGGAUCGAAAUGCUCCGAGCUGAAAAAGCAGAGGAAGACGAGGCACCAAGAACUUGGUCAAGGGAGAAGAGGAACCCAAACUCCAAAAUCCAAGGUCUGAAACCGCAGUCAGAAGGGUCAGACACCACCUUCCUUCCACCGACGCCGACCAAGAGGCAGAUGACUACCAACAGGGGGAACGGAGGAGAAAACAAUGAAUCGAUUCACCAUGCAUGUUGAUGAACCCACUAUCUAAAGAGGAGACCUCUAGAUGCAUAACCCAGCACUAAGGAGAGCAAAUCCAGAAAGGAACCCUAGAAAAGGGCAACGAAAGACCAUAAAGGCAGGAGAAGCUAAAAAGCUGGAAAAUCCGAUUGAAAAAGGCCAAACCAAUGGCAAAGAAACAUAAAAAACUAGGAAGAGGAAAGAAAAUUGGGCUACUGCCGGUCUUGGUGACCGACGGCAAUCCCUGCAAAGACCCAAGCAGAGGGGCUGGAGGAGGAGAGAGAAUACAGAGCAAAAAUUUGAAAAAAAAGUAAGAGAGAGGCUGGCGGUCGCUGUGAUCUACCUCUUUUGUUUUGUUGAUACUAUACAUCAUUAGUUACUAUUUUCCGAUUGGCUACCAAAUACACGCUAUGCAUGCUUCAUGAUUUUGGAUGUUUUCGGUUUGUUGAUUAACAUUUCUGCUAUUUUGUUAUGUUUAUUUUGAGGAGAUUUAUCUUGCUUAUAGGAUAAUUAUGUAUCUGACUGCAUAAAUAAAUUUGGUCCUUUGACCAUAAAUUAAAAUACAUAUUUUCUUAAUUCUACUAUAUUUUUUUUUUCUUAAGUGACUUGCAUCUGCUUCUAUUUAAUUUGAAUUUUGAGUAGAAGAAUGAGUUAAUUGUUAUCUACAAAAUUAUUUAUGUUUUCAAUAUGUUUUAGGAAAUUUUGUGGGUAAUGAAUGACUAUUUAUUAGCCAAAUUUUUUUCAGAUUCUUUUUUAUUAGUCAAAUCUAUUGAAUUACUAAUAAUUAGCCAAAUAUUAACUUCCAGUUAGUAAUUUUGUUAGUAAUAAUGACUUGGCAACAUGAUACUGAUUUGGAAAAAUACAUUUAACAUUCCAAAAUUUUAAUAUUUUAACUAAGAAAAGAGUUACAAAAUUAUUAACGAUAACGUAAAAAUGACUAAUUUUUUAUGCAUUACAAAACGUUUGGUUAAUUUUUAGUAUUUCGAUAGGUUUGACUAAUAAAAAAUAAUCCGAAAAAAGUUUGGCUAAUAAAUAGUCAUUACCCAUAAAAAAUUCUCACCAUUUGUUAUCGGGAGGAGUUACGGUGCUAAUUGUACAAUAGUUAGUACCGUCCUAACCAAGGGAUAAACUACUACUAGUUUGAAUUAGUAGUGAUUUAGCUUAGAUGUUGUAUUGAAUUUAUAAUAAUCCGUAGUGAUUUCGUUAUUUUUAGUAGCGUUUUUUGCUAGUUAUCACGGUGCUAACCCCUAUAAGGGUUAGCACCUAAUCCCAUCCCCUUGUUAUCAUCCUCUAACACCUUUACAUUUUUUUGUUUUAACUCGGAUUUAAAAAAAAUAUUCCACAUAAUGAACGAGUUCAUUUUGAUUUCCUAAAUUAUGUCAAUUCUCGCUAUACAUUUUUUUAAAUCAUAACUUCUUAUUUAAUCCAAAUGGGAAUGCAUAAUACAUUCCCCAAAAGUUCUAAAACAACGAAGCAAAGAUUCGACUUGAGUCCAUGUAGAAUGAAAAGAAUGUAAACAA
Linum trigynum is the source of this 2568-nucleotide messenger RNA. NCBI's taxonomy places the organism in Eukaryota, Viridiplantae, Streptophyta, Magnoliopsida, Malpighiales, Linaceae. The record is from the annotation of a GenBank genome assembly.